Messenger RNA from Stegodyphus dumicola, 390 nucleotides. Its product is annotated as THAP domain-containing protein 10-like. Lineage: Eukaryota; Metazoa; Arthropoda; Arachnida; Araneae; Eresidae. Gene Ontology annotation, molecular function: sequence-specific DNA binding. The record is from RefSeq and is a predicted model, not a curated record.
AUGGAGAAGCAAAAUAGUGCGAGGAUCAUUUUGAGGAAUCUCAAUUUGAGUCACUAUGCAAAGAUAGUUAAAAAACUAAGAAAAACUGCAGUACCAACACUCUUUAGCAUUCCAAAUCCACCACCAUCUGUAACUGACAAGAGGAUAAGAGAAGUAAGAUGUCCUAAGCCAAAUACUGAAGUGGAAACUCUACCUGCUUCAAAUGAAGAGUUGUUAAAAAAAAUAGAAUUCCUUGAGCAACAGCUUCAAGAAAAAGAUGCAAAAUUGACAUCAUUUUUGUCCGAUGAGCAAGUAGGAACCCUUGCUGUGCAGUCAAAAAGGAACUGGUCAGAAAAGUCCAUUAUAAAAGGACUGAAGAUGCGAUUUGCUUUGAGGCAAACAUGGAUAUAA